ACUCUCCAGCGCCUUCCUCCCUCCCCGUUCUCCCCUCCACUCUCUGUCUCCCACGCCUCUUAUCGCUUCCGAGCUCUCAUGGCCGCACACACCGCGCGCUAAGCAAGCCUGACAGCCCGACCCCAUGAGGCAGCCGCACCUCCUCUCGCCGCAGCGGCUCUCCCCCUCGCCCGUCCUCUCCCCCCACUUCUCGCCGCCCUGCGCGGCGCAGGGCGGCUCGCCGUGGCGGUGGCGCCACCGCCGGGCCUUCCACCCGCCGCUCUCCUCGCUGCGGGAGUCCGACAAGGGCACGCUGCGCAAGGCCUCGCCCAACCUCCCCUUCCGGCUCGGCGGCGGGGGCGGCCGCAGCCCCGACGACCGUCGCUCUGCCGCCGGCCAGGAGAAGAAGGGGAAGAAGGAGAAGGACGAGAAGGAGGAAGAGGGCGGCGGGGUCUCGGGGGCCCUCACCGGGACGCUGCUUGCCGGGGCGGUGCUUGUCGGGGUCGUAGGGGGGUUCGGGGCCGCCGGGUACGUGUACAAGGACCAGAUCAAUACCUUCCUCACGCACUUCUCCGGGUUCAUUGAGGGCUAUGGCACUGCUGGGUACGCGUUGUUUAUACUUGCCUAUGCAGGAUUGGAGGUUCUUGCAAUUCCAGCAGUACCGUUGACCAUGUCUGCAGGUCUAUUAUUUGGUAGUGUUACUGGUACUAUUAUGGUUUCAAUCAGUGGGACACUAGCUGCCGCUGUGGCCUUUCUCAUCGCUAGAUACUUUGCUAGAGAGCGUAUUCUUAAGAUGGUUGAAGGAAACAAGAAGUUUCUGGCAAUUGAUAAAGCAAUAGGUGAAAAUGGAUUCAAGGUUGUGACUCUGCUUCGUUUGAGUCCCCUAUUACCUUUCUCCCUUGGGAACUACUUGUACGGCUUGACUUCAGUCAAGUUCCUACCCUACGUGUUGGGCAGUGUAGUAAUGUUAUUACGGACGCAUGCGAUUAACAAAAUCAAAGGAGUAGCAAAUACCAUAUACCUGGUUAAGGGACUGACAACUUUCUGAUCCAGUACAAAUUGAGCAUUCCUUUGUGAAGGAAUAUUACAUUGAAAUUUUUUCCAUCGGUAAUAUAUUUUUCCUAUAAAGCAAUUUUUACCUCAGAUAUUGCUUUUGUACGUAUGCAGUUGGUUGGGUAUGCUUCCAGGAACAUGGGCUUAUGUCAGUGCUGGUGCAUUUGGGCGAGCUAUAAUU
This is a messenger RNA of Triticum aestivum (bread wheat), 1213 nucleotides long. RefSeq names its product TVP38/TMEM64 family membrane protein slr0305. Lineage: Eukaryota; Viridiplantae; Streptophyta; Magnoliopsida; Poales; Poaceae. The record is from RefSeq and is a predicted model, not a curated record. The transcript has 5 exons. The coding region runs from base 125 to 1027 and encodes 300 amino acids.